Messenger RNA from Sphaerulina musiva SO2202, 5608 nucleotides. RefSeq lists its product as uncharacterized. Gene Ontology annotation, molecular function: ATP hydrolysis activity; ATP binding; ABC-type transporter activity. NCBI's taxonomy places the organism in Eukaryota, Fungi, Ascomycota, Dothideomycetes, Mycosphaerellales, Mycosphaerellaceae. The coding region runs from base 2942 to 5608 and encodes 888 amino acids. The record is from RefSeq and is a predicted model, not a curated record. The transcript has 13 exons.
AUUUACCUCGCCGACCUUCCGCCACGCGCCUACCUGCUGGCUCACGCCCUCCACAAGCCCUCCAUCAUCCCAUCGACCACCUCCGCAACCCAUACCGCCCGAAUACUUUGUUUUGUGCAUACAAUCCCGUCCCUGGCCGUGAGCCAGCUCUUGUGACGCGAUGAAAGCCACACCACUGCUUGUUGCCUGGCACGACGAAAACAGCCCCAUCUAUUCUGCCCACUUUGAACUGCAGGGCAAAGGGCGCUUGGCAACUGCAGGCGGCGACGGCAACGUGAGGAUAUGGAGCGUCGAGAGCCACGGAGACGAGCGGAAGGUGAAGUACCUGUCGACGCUCAAGAAGCACACACAAGCUGUCAAUGUGGUGCGGUGGUGCCCUCGCGGCGAAUUGCUGGCCUCUGCGGGAGAUGAUGGAAACGUCUUGCUGUGGACUCCUUCUGAUAACCCAGCCUAUACCUCGGCCUUUGGCGACGAUGGACAAGAAGAUGUGGAGCAUUGGAGAGUCAAGACAAUGUGCAGGUCAAAUACGGGUUCCGAGAUAUACGAUCUGGCAUGGUCACCCGACGGCUUAUUCUUCAUCACUGGCAGUAUGGAUAACGUAGCGCGGAUAUACAACGCUUCAACUGGACAAACGGUGCGCCAGAUUGCAGAACACAAUCACUACGUCCAAGGUGUUGCCUGGGAUCCGCUCAAUGAGUAUGUUGCAACACAGUCCUCGGAUCGCUCCGUUCACAUCUACACGCUCAAGACGAAAGAUGGCCAGCCCUCACUCAGCCAACACAACAAAGUCACGAAAAUGGACUUGCCUGGACGUCGCAUAUCAUCCAACAGCCCUGCACCUCCAGACUUUGCCCUCGGCGGUCAUCGAGCUUCUUUUGUGCAGGAUCUGGCCUCGGAAGCGGCAGGAUCGCCGAGACCAUCUGCGCCGGGAACACCACAGUCGUUGGCUCUGCCAAUGAAUCCGCCGCCGACGUCGCACAGCCGACGGUCGUCCUUUGGUUCUCAGUCCGUGCGGAGAUCCGUUUCGCCUAGUCCGUCGAUGCCGCUCCCUGCGGUCAUGCCUUCAGCGUCGCCGAGCUUGUCGGGUAGCAUUGGAUUAGGUCUCGCCACGGGCAUCCGGAACACCAACAUUUACGCCAAUGAGACAUUCACGUCUUUCUUCCGGCGAUUGACUUUCACGCCAGAUGGCAGCCUUCUCCUUACACCUGCAGGCCAGUUCAAGACGAGUCAUCCAGCGCUCGAUGGAGGCAAAAGUACAGACGAAAUCAUCAAUACCGUGUACAUCUACACCAGAGCUGGGCUCAACAAGCCUCCGGUAGCAUAUCUUCCGGGCCACAACAAGCCCUCGAUCGCUGUCAAAUGCUCGCCGAUACUCUACCAGAUCCGCUCUUCGCAUGUAGAGACCAAGGAAAUCACCAUCGAUACCAGGACUGAAGAUGAUCUCCCCGCUCUACCAGAGCCGGUCAUGCCAACCAGAGCGCCAACGUCUCAUGCGGCAAUGGAGCCUCCGCCACUCGCAGGUGCACCUUCGCCUGCGCCCAGUGCAGGUACAAUGCCGUCGCCACGGACGAGAGCAGACUCGGAAUCGACUUCGACAACACCUCUACCCCCUCCAGGACCCGUACCUGCAUUUGGUCUGCCAUAUCGCAUAGUUUAUGCUGUGGCCACGCAAGAUGCUGUGCAUCUGUACGACACGCAGCAGCAGAAGCCGCUGUGCGUUGUGAGCAAUCUUCACUAUGCCACAUUUACCGACUUGAGCUGGACGGGUGAUGGCCAAACGCUUUUAAUGACAUCCUCAGACGGCUUUUGCUCGGCGCUGACCUUCGCUCCUGGCGAGCUCGGCGUCAUUUAUCAGCAGUCAGCGAAUACUACCAGUGCCAAACCUUCACCGGCACCCUUCCAAAUGGCAAAGGCAGGUUCUGCGGCAUCGACGCCGCUGGCAACAUCGACUGGUCUCGCUACUACGACAGCAUCCACAGGCACAGCCCCAGUAUCUACGAGCAACGGUAUUUCGAGUACGACAGCAAAGGCCUCACGCCCUUCGCCUUCACCAUGUACUGCUAUUACUGGCCAGAUGGGAGGCCGUCCAGCCAGCCCAGCGAGAAGCAUGUCUCAAUCGAGUAUAGCGACAGACGCCAGUUUUGCGCGUGUACCAGAUCAAAAUGCACCACCAAUCAUGAAUAAUCCAACACCGUCGCUGACACCGCUACCAUCGAUUGCGGCAGCCGGAUCAGGUCUGGGCAACCCGAGUAUGCCACUCUUUACACCGCCGCAAACGCCAGGACAAUCUGCAGCGAACAGUAGCUCCAUGCCCCAUGUGCCUGCUAUGGUAUCUGGUAUCAAAAGAGAGAGCAACGCCAGUAGUCACCCUUCUGAAUCAGAAGAUCAAGGUCGGGAGAAGAGGCGGCGAAUCGCGCCCACACAGGUCGAUACGGAAUCUGGUGCUCCGCCUCAUAGUGGAGUAUGAGAACAGAAACGCCCCCACAAUAACGUUGCCAUUUGUAUACUUGCGCCAGUUUUAGCCGGGCGUUCCGGGAGAUCCAGUCCCAGCACCGGAUUUUGAGCGUCGACAUUAGGGACCACCAGCGACAUCAUGAAAGAGUAGAAACCAAGAGUCGAAUGUAUGCCUACGCGUGCCUGUCGGAGCGGCAUGCGAGUUGGAGAAGCAAGAUAGAACUGUAGUGAUAGUGCGAGGACUCGCGAGAUAUCUAUUGGACGUUUGUAUCAGCAGCUGCAUGUGCUUGGCCAGCUUUUCAGCGGCUGGCCUGCAAUUUGCCCCUGCCCGGAAGUAACGACGAUGUCACCCAAGCGCAGUUGCGACGUUGGCGAGUCUGGAAUCACUACCUUGAAUUAUGUUCGCGCUUGCUGGCCAGGGAGACGCCGAUUCACAUUAUCAAGGUACAUAUAGUUCAAGGCACGCAAUCACGCAUUAUGAUCAGUCAUGGCAGCACAGAGCAUAUCCACGUUCGUUUCGGCAGUCCGUCCAUCUAAUCGAGCUUCUACCCCCGAAACUAUCGUUACCAUCCCUAAACCGCACGCGAGGAAUGUGGAAGCGCCGUCUGGCGCGAGUCCAAUAACCCGAUUUCUCGAAGCCAGUUGCAACGAGCCGAGUGCGUCUCCCUUCCCGCUUGGACAGAACGAUACCUGUCUGAGCGGCUUCUACUGCCCCAACUCGAAUGCGACCUUCCCUCCCCAGUAUUGUCCUCCCAGCAGCGCUUGCCAGAUUAGCCGCCUCUCGGGUUCAGUUUGCGACGCUCAAGGCAUACUCGAACCAGUUGUCUGCAAGUAUGGACAUUUCUGUGACAGGAAAGACAAUGGCAGAGUCCAGACUAUAUGCCCAGCCGGCCACUUCUGCCCUACUGGAAGCUUCGAACCACGGCCAUGCCAUUUUUGGGCAUAUUGCCCUCCAGGGAGCAUGCGUGAAGUCCAACUUGCACCCAUCUACCUAGUUCUCGCAAUCGACCUAUCGAUACUGCUAGCGAUCGGCAUUACGCACUGGAUCAACAGGCGUCAAAAGCAGCGACGAAAUCGUGCCAUGCCCCCUUCCCCGACCGACGAGGCGACAUGGAACACAUCGCAAUCUGCCAAAGCUGGAGCAAGGAAUCAGCCUGCUCAAACAUGGCCGAAUCGUAGGGCCCACAUGCGAGCAGACAACUACGAUGGUUGUGUGGAUGAGGAUAGCCCCGCUCCAGAACAAGACGUUACCAGUAGUCCUGCCAUGCAGAACCUCAUACACUCGAUCACGACGGCUGUCACCACCUCGUUUGUGGGCCUCAGCUUCAGCUUCGAGAAUCUCACCCUGACUCUUACAGGCAGCAAGACGAUCUUGCAGGGAGUUACAGGCAACAUCGAUAGAGGCACCCUGUUUGGAAUCAUGGGCGGCAGUGGAGCAGGCAAGUCCACACUCAUGAACGUGCUGAUGGGACAACUGCGCGGAACGACGGGCAGUAUCAGGAUCAAUGGUCGCGAAGAUGAUCUGAGUCGCUACAAGAAAAUAUAUGGCUAUGUUCCGCAGGAUGACACCCUGCUACCAGAGCUUACAGUGAGAGAGAACAUCAUGCACGCGGCCAAGAUCAGAUUGCCCGCUGAGUGGACGCGGAAGGCGAUUGACAACCAUGUCAACGCCCUUCUCGACUGUUUGCAGCUCAGCCACGUCCAACAUUGUCGCGUUGGAGACCCUAGCCACCCUCUCAUCUCUGGCGGUCAGCGAAAGCGUGUCAAUAUUGGAAUCGAGCUGGCGUCUGCGCCCAUGGCCCUUUUUCUGGACGAACCGACUUCCGGAUUGGACUCACAAACUGCAGCUUCAAUCAUGCGACUAUUGCACAGAAUCAGCAGGAUUGGUAUUACAACGAUCGUGAUUGUACAUCAGCCACGGGAGCAAAUCUUCUACUUAUUCGACCAUAUAUUACUGUUGGCUCAAGGACAGACAGUAUACUGCGGUCCUACAGAACAAGUCCAGCCUUAUUUUGAGCGCAAAGGCUAUGCGUUUCCUGGCAAUGUGAACGCAUCCGACACAGUGCUCGACAUCGUUACAGGAGAUGGCGCCGUGUAUGCCGCCGGCACGGGUACCUCCACGAGCAUGCCAGCUUUGAUUGAAGCCUGGCAGACCAUGGGCCACCAUGAAGUGCAGCAGUAUCCUCCGGCUUAUUCCAAAGAAGUAAUAGGUAUUCACAAGUCUGAGCACGUUGACGAACAUAGUGAGCGUGAGCUUGAGACCGGCUUGCAGCGCACGAUAUGUAAAAGAGGUGCAGCAUGGCCGAUCCAAGUAUGGUACUGCUUCGAGAGAGCAUCUGUUCAGCAAACGCGUCAAAAAUCAUGCUUCAUCAUGGAGCUUGGUACUGCUGCGUGUGCUGGAGGUUUCAUUGGUCUAUCUACCUAUCCAUCAAAUGGCAGCCUUUUCGUAGGCCUCUUUCAUCCUCCAUUCACCCUUCUCAGCACCAGAAUCGACUACUUGAGCACGCCGCAGCUAGCACUACUAUCCGCAAUGGCCAUUGGACUGGUUGCAUCAGCACCCGGCUUCUGGAUCUUUGGCGAAGAACGAUUGGUAUAUUUCAGAGAGGCUGCUUCUGGUCACUCUAGAUCAGCAUACUACAUCGGCAAAGUCGCAUCGACUAUCGUCCGCAUGGUUCUCAGCAGCCUCCACUUUGCUGCCCUCCUUAUAGUACUUGCGACACCAAUGAUCAGCUUCUCGAAGCUUUAUCUUGUGGUCUUGUUGUACUUCUGGUGCAUUUAUGGGCUGGCAAGCUUGGUUUCCGUGUUCGCGCGUCGCGAAAAUGGGCCUCUCAGCGCCGUGCUGGCCUCUCUUGCCACUGCUCUGUUCGGAGGGGUGGCUCCUCGACUCCGCACAGCAGAGGAGUGGCACAUGCUAUGGCUGUGGCGCUCGUGCCCUGGGCUUUACUUCACAGAAGCCAUAUUCAGCGAGAACUUGGUCCCCUUCGACUACUUGUAUGAUGUGGACGCUGCGGCCCAAUACUUCGGUUUCAAGCUCAGACGUUAUGGAAUGGACGUCGGGAUGUUGUUCCUCAUUGGAUUCUUGUAUCGCGUUGCUGCUGGCAUAUUGAUGCUGUAUUUCCACAAGCCGCGGUCGAUGAGCAUAUGGAAGAAGUGA